AUGCAGUCCUCUGGCGGUCCUGGCAGCGCACCGCCCUUCACCUUCCCGGACCUCGGUCCAGUCAUCCAGCGUGGCCCCACAGGGCAGGUCAUCGACCCGUCGGCGCCGGCCUCGGAGGCCUCGGCGGUGCCAACUCCCGCUUCUGCAUCAGCAAGCGGGGCGCCCCGACGGCCCCAGGCUUCGGCCGCAGUUCCUGUAGCUUCAGCGCCAUCGUCUGGUGCUGGUGGCAGCGCCGGAGCUGCUCCGUCAUCAACUCCCGCCUCUGCAGGAGCACGCGGGGUGGCGGGCGGUCUCCAGGCCGCACCAUCGGUCGUCGCGCACCAUGCUUCGGCUGCAAGCACCGGAGAGACCUCGGCUUCGAGUGCAGUGGCUCCGACGUUGCCAACUCCCGCUUUGCCGUCCGCUAGCGGGGCUUCGUCGGACCCUGCGUGUACUCAGCUGGUCCCCAGGUCCUCGCCCGACUCCAGUCCUCUGCACGAGCCUUCGUCAAGUGCUGCGCACUUCUGCCACACGGGUGACCCGCUGCCUGCAACUGCGUGCGAGGCUUCGGGACUUCCCCCGCGCUCCUCCGCGCAAUGGUAUGCUGUCGAAGACAUCGUUCACCACGAGGUGCAGGCUGCGGUCGAGGAGCUCCGCGAGCACACGGAACGACGUUUCGCAGACUUCGCGCAGCUGAUGGUCGGCUUGUGUGAGCGCUACGAGGCUUCGCUCAAGGCUUCGGACUCGCUUCUGGCAAAGGAUCGUGAGCUCUUCAAGUCGGGUCUCCAAGAGUACAACCGCAACAUGAGGCAGCUCCGAAGUCUGCUCGUCAACCAAGCGCGUGGUCAACCGAAGGCUCGAGAGCUCGUUCGUCGCAUGGAUGACAACGUCCUGCCCAGAGCAUUCGAUGCUUUCCUGGAGGUGUUCGAUUCUGCGUACUCCGCUUCCGGUGCGGCUCCUGCAACUCCAAGUUCUCGUGAAUCUUCGUCUCGAGCUGGCACUACUCGCCAUCGAGCUGCUGCUCUGGCUGAUGUCCAAGCCGAUGUCUCGAUGGAGCCUGCUGAGUCAGGCAACGACUCGGAUGACGAGUCGACCAGUCCUCGCCCAGCCAAGCGUCGCUGCAUCCAACCGAGCUACAAGACUCGGUCGUUCUUCUGUCAACCUGCAGCAGAGAGCUCGUGCCAGGUCGGCUUCUCGUCCUUCGUCACCCACGACCCCAGUCGAGUCUGCGGCUCCACAGGCUCGCCCUGUGGCGUCACAUUCUUCGGCGGCUGGUUCGGCUGCUUCCAGCACAAUUCCUCCGGCUUCGACUACGUCUGCUCUCCGCUCCAUGUCAGAUGUUGA
Molecule: messenger RNA, 1323 nt
Organism: Phytophthora sojae
Lineage: Eukaryota; Oomycota; Peronosporomycetes; Peronosporales; Peronosporaceae
Exons: 4
Coding region: 1-1323 (440 amino acids)
Source: RefSeq, a predicted model, not a curated record